Molecule: messenger RNA, 2061 nt
Organism: Saccharomyces eubayanus
Lineage: Eukaryota; Fungi; Ascomycota; Saccharomycetes; Saccharomycetales; Saccharomycetaceae
Gene: TAH18
Product: NAPDH-dependent diflavin reductase
Exons: 1
Coding region: 1-2061 (686 amino acids)
Cellular component (GO): cytosol
Molecular function (GO): flavin adenine dinucleotide binding; NADPH-hemoprotein reductase activity; FMN binding
Source: RefSeq, a predicted model, not a curated record
AUGGUUUCAUACUAUUUCAAUGUACAUUCAUUUAACUAUCCGCUUUACUUAGUAAAUAAGCAUUUGCUGCAAUGCGAUGACUACAUGAAAAAAAAAAAAAAAAAAAAAAAAAUUAAUUUACAGUUCUUCCAUCCAAAUCAAAAUACGACUGAGGUAGACAUUACCAAAAGAUAUUUUAGCUUACUCUGCAUGUCAUCGAGCAAGAAGAUCGUCAUCCUUUAUGGAUCAGAGACAGGUAAUGCGCAUGAUUUUGCUACGAUCUUGUCCCAUCGACUACAUCGCUGGCACUUCCCACAUACAUUCUGUUCCAUUGGUGAUUAUGACGCACAGGAUAUCUUAAAGUGCAAGUACCUUUUUAUCAUAUGCUCCACCACAGGUCAGGGUGAACUGCCAAGGAAUGCUACAUCAAAACGUGAAACACCAGUAACACUUUGGUCUUUUUUGAAAAAGAAAAACCUACCGCCGAACUUCUUAAACCAUAUUCAAACUGCCAUGUUUGGACUAGGUGAUUCAUCUUAUCCCAAAUUCAAUUAUGCCAUUAGAAAAUUACACCAACGAAUUGUAGCGCAAUUGGGUGCAAAUGAGCUAUUCGAUAGGUUAGAGGCUGACGAUCAAGCCAUGGCUGGGAGCAAUAAAGGAACUGGUCUUGGCGUUGAAUCAGUAUAUUUUGAAUACGAAAGGAAAGCAUUGGAAUUUCUAUUAAAGAAGUUCCCCAAUAGAAGGUUGGGCAAUAAGAUAAUUAAACGGGAAGAGCUGGAUCCAGAAAUUUACUUAGAGCCAAUAUCUUAUUUACAAAUUGCAGACGAGAAUGCGAAUGAAGAUCUCAAUGAAACUAAAAUCGAAUUUCAAGGUGAUGAAUCGGUGAAGAUUGGUAAAGUUAACAUUAACAAAAGAAUCACAUCUCAUGAUCAUUUCCAAGACAUAAGACAGUUUACGUUUAGUAGUAUUGAAAAUAUAGAAGAAGAAAAGUAUGAUCCUGGGGAUACAGCAGCUAUUUAUCCCUGUAAUACAGAUGAAGAUGUGUCGAACUUUUUAGAAAAUCAAAGCCACUGGUUAGAGGUUGCCGACAAACCAUUGGAUUUUACCAACGGAGUUCCAAAAGAUCUCAAAGAUGGUGGGUUAAUCAAACCGCUGACUUUGAGAAACUUACUAAAAUAUCAUUGUGAUUUCAUGAGCAUUCCCAGAACAAGUUUCUUUUUGAAGACUUGGACUUUUGCAACAGAUAUAACUAAAAUGGAACGUGGCAAAGAACAGCUAAAUGAUCAAAAGGAAAAAUUACGUCAAUUUGCUACCGAUCAAGAUAUGCAGGAUUUGUAUGACUACUGUAAUAGACCUAGAAGAUCAAUUCUUGAGGUAUUGGAAGACUUUCUUUCUGUAAAGUUGCCCUGGAAAUAUGUGUUGGAUUAUUUGCCUAUCAUUAAGCCAAGGUAUUACUCUAUUUCUAGUGGUCCUAGAGAUCCAAACAUCGAACUAACAGUAGCGGUAGUGAAAUAUAAAACUAUUUUAAGAAGAAUUAGGAAGGGAAUAUGUACUAAUUACAUUGCGCUCUUGCAAGAGGGGGAACAAGUGAGGUACAAAUUACAAAAUAAUCACAUAAUCAAGCAAGAGUUUUUAAAUAAACCAAUUAUUCUUGUUGGACCAGGUGUUGGUUUAGCCCCAUUGCUAUCCGUGAUUAAAGGAGAAGUAUCCGACAACAUGAGGCUAUUUUUCGGCUGUAGGUAUAAAGACAAAGACUAUAUAUAUAGAGAUACAUUGGAAGAUUGGUCCCGUAAAGAUAAGAUUUCUUUGUCUACAUCCUUUUCUAGAGAUAGUGAAAACUCACCAGGUGUCAAGUAUGUUCAGGAUAAUUUGUGGAGAUUGGGCGAAGAAAUUACUGAACUGGUGAUCAACAAAGAUGCUGUUUUUUUUUUAUGUGGCUCAUCAGGUAAGAUGCCUAUUCAGAUUAGAUUGACAUUUGUUGAGAUGUUGAAGAAAUGGGGUGGAUUCAAAAAUGAGGAGGCUGCCAAAAAAUACCUGAAAGACAUGGAAAAAUGCGAUAGAUAUAUUCAGGAAACUUGGUGA